AUGUCGAGCAAGGAGGAGAAAUCAGAAGAUCAGAAUCAGUCCAGUUGGAAAGAUUUCAUCUACAAUCCGCGGAGUGGGGAGUUCAUGGGUCGCACGGCCAGCAGCUGGGCCCUCAUCUUCCUCUUCUACCUGGUCUUCUAUGGGUUCCUGGCAGGGAUGUUUACGCUCACCAUGUGGGUCAUGCUGCAGACUUUGGACGACUACACCCCGCGGUACCGGGACCGAGUCGCCAAUCCAGGCUUGGUGAUUCGGCCCAAGUCCAUGGACAUCGUCUUCAACCGGACCGACCCUGCCAUGUAUAGCCAGUACGUCCGACCUCUGGAGGCCUUCCUGCAACAGUACAACGACACGGAGCAGGAGAAGAACGAGCUGUGUGUGUCGGGCGAGUACUUUGACCAGGACAACGAGCCCGAGAAGAAGGUGUGCCAGUUUAAGCGCAGCACGCUGAGGCAGUGCUCCGGCUUGUCGGACCCCUCCUUCGGGUACGCCGAGGGCAAGCCCUGCGUCCUCGUCAAGAUGAACAGGAUCAUUGGUCUGAAGCCCAGAGGUGAUCCGUACAUUAACUGCACGGCAAAGAGAGAAGGCACACUGCAGAUGCAGUACUUUCCAGCAGAGGGCAGGUUUGAUAAGAUGUACUUCCCUUACUAUGGCAAGAAGGCCCACCCGUCCUACGUUCAGCCGCUGGUCGCGGUUAAGCUGCUGCUGGCCAAGGAGGACUACAACGCCGAGCUCUCCGUGGAGUGUAAAAUCGAGGGCACUGACCUGCGGAACAAUGACGACCGCGACAAGUUCCUGGGUCGCGUGGCAUUCCGGGUGAAGGUGAUGGAGUAGGGCCGAGACGCACGAUGCCGGCGGCGUGUCCCUCUCCCCGCUCUCCUCUCAUCCUGCCCGAAACCGGCCUCGGGGGCGGCCGUCCCUCUAGCAUCGUGGAGAAAACCCCCGUGUGGCUGACCGCCGUGUCACUUCCAUGACCCCCACGCACCACCGUACCCUCAUGAAGCAGACGAACCCCUCCCACUCCCCGAGUAAGAGCAGGAACAUCGCCUCGAGGUCGUGUGCACUAGGGACCUGUAAAUAGUUGUAUCUGGAGCUUGACUUGGUGUGGUCUUCCCCCAUCGUGCUGUGCAUCCCGUCUUGUCAGUGGUGUUUUUUCUAUGUACAUAUUUACUGAAUUCGAGCACCGUCUCCGUCAUAGCGCACUCCGUCUGCCCGUUGGACGAACCGUAGGGAAGAAAUUACGGAUUAAGAGGAAUGAUUUAAAUUACUGAAAAAUAACUCAUUUUAAGACACACAGUUUUACUUGGCCGAUAUGUAAAGGAAGUGAUUUUUAACCUCUGCAGAAAUGUGGUUUGUGCAGAUGCCUUAAGACCUGUAUGGUAAAAUAAAAUCUGAAAAUAAAGUUGAUUUUAAAAAAUGA
Scleropages formosus (Asian bonytongue) is the source of this 1417-nucleotide messenger RNA. RefSeq names its product ATPase Na+/K+ transporting subunit beta 3b (gene atp1b3b). Lineage: Eukaryota; Metazoa; Chordata; Actinopteri; Osteoglossiformes; Osteoglossidae. Gene Ontology annotation, molecular function: ATPase activator activity. The transcript has 7 exons. Gene Ontology annotation, cellular component: sodium:potassium-exchanging ATPase complex. Gene Ontology annotation, biological process: intracellular sodium ion homeostasis; intracellular potassium ion homeostasis; sodium ion export across plasma membrane. The record is from RefSeq and is a predicted model, not a curated record. The coding region runs from base 1 to 831 and encodes 276 amino acids.